AUGCAAGCUAGUAUCAGGUUUCAGCUUGUUUCGCUGAAUUUUAAGCGACAAUUCAGCGUUUCUAAAAUCACACAUUCACACAUCGGAUCUCUUCCUGUAUUCACCACACGAGAUACAAAAUUCGAGUUGUCCGAACUUAGACCACCCAAUGUCAUCAGAAAGGGUAAUAAGUCGUUGACGCUUUCGCAGAUUCUGUCAGUAACAGGCCCCAAAGGGAAGCUCUCGAUGCAGGUGCCCGAAUUCGUCAAGAUUAAAGAAGACGUUGAGAACGGCAAAAUCUCGGUUUCAGUGCAAAACGAAACGGACAAGAUGCAAAAAGCACUGUGGGGCACCGUGAGAAGCCAUUUGAAUAACCAUGUGGUGGGCGUGAACGAGGGCCAUAUGGCAGUGCUAAAAUUCGUGGGGACAGGUUACCGUGCGCAAUUGCAACAGGAGGGCAAAUUUGUCAGUGUAAAGGUCGGGGCUUCCAUUAUGCAAGGCCUUCCGGUGCCCGAGGGUAUCAGCGUCACGUCACCAACGCCUACCUCGCUAAUCAUAGAAGGCUGUAAUAAGCAACAGGUUUAUCUUUUCGCGGCAAAUCUGAGAAAGUUCCAUCCUCCUGAGCCUUACAAGGGUAAGGGCAUCUACGUUAACGACGAGAAGAUCGUCUUGAAGGACAAGAAGAUCAAGUAG
Messenger RNA from Lachancea sp. 'fantastica', 672 nucleotides. Lineage: Eukaryota; Fungi; Ascomycota; Saccharomycetes; Saccharomycetales; Saccharomycetaceae. The record is from the annotation of a GenBank genome assembly.